AUGCAUCCGCGGAAUGCCGGGUACCUGGCAAAAAAAGCCAUGCGGAAGAAGGUGUUGGAGAAGUGCAAAAAGGCGACGUUAUGUCAGCACUGUGGAGAUGAUAACGGACCUGUUCGAAAAGCCGUGAACUAUUCUUACGCACUUUCCUUCAACAAGGAGCUUGAAGGAUUCGUCGACAGCGCGAAGUUGACGCUGUUGACUCCGCUCGACGCCUUAGAAUUGUUCGAUCGAAUGAAUGAAGCAGAUUUGCCCCUGCUUUUCAUGGAUCCUGAUUGUGGUCAUCCGCGAAACCUCCUGCUUACUAGAAUAGCUGUACCACCAGUCUGCAUUCGACCAUCAGUGAUAUCCGAAACACGAAAGGGAUCGAACGAGGAUGAUAUAACCAUGAAGCUAAUGGAGAUAAUCUUUCUCAACAACUUGAUCAUGCGUCAUCGUCAGACUGGGGCCAAAGUGCAGAAUAUUCAAGAAGAUUGGGACUACUUGCAAUUGCAAUGUGCCCUCUACAUCAACUCAGAACUCUCUGGAAUCCCAAUGAAUAUGCAGUUCCGCCAAAACAAAAUCAAUGAUUUCCACGUUUCCUCCGCGUGCCGCGAUGUGGAGGACGGUGAAGUUUCGCCCUCCCCUACUAAUCCGUCGAAACGAGGAAGAAGCUUUGUACAACGUCUCAAGGGUAAACAAGGCCGAUUCAGGGGAUAUUUAUCUGGGAAACGUGUUGAUUUCUCUGGGAGGACUGUCAUCUCACCUGAUCCUAAUCUCAGAAUAGAUCAGGUUGGUGUGCCGAAGCUUGUUGCCAUGGUGAUGACGUAUCCCAUGCGAGCCACGAAAGAAAAUCUUCCGUUCCUGAGGCGUCUUGUUUUGAAUGGGGCCGAUGUUCAUCCAGGAGCCAAUUUUGUGGAAGAUCCUCUGACUGGAAACCGAAGAUUCCUUAGAUAUGGCAACAGGCAAAAAAUUGCAAUGGAUUUGAAACCAGGAGACAUUGUGGAGCGUCAUUUGAUGGAUGAUGACAAAGUCUUGUUCAACCGUCAGCCGUCUUUACAUAAACUGAGUAUCAUGUGUCAUCGCGCGAAGGUCCUGGAAAAUCGUACUUUCAGGUUCAACGAAUGUGUUUGUGGACCAUACAACGCAGAUUUCGACGGUGACGAGAUGAACUUGCAUUUGCCGCAGACUGAAGAAGCCAAGGCCGAAGCAUAUCAUCUGAUGGGUGUGAAAAACAACUUGGUCACGCCUAGGAACGGUGAACUCGUUAUCGGUGCGACCCAGGAUUUCAUCACAGGAUGCCAUUUGCUCACCUUGAAAGACACAUUUUUCACGCGAGCGCAAGCUUGUCAAAUAAUUUCGCAAAUUUUAUGCGGGGAGGAUCAGUCGUUGAAACUCGAUUUUCCUGCCCCAGUGAUUUGGAAGCCUCGAACGUUGUGGACUGGGAAGCAGAUUUUUAGCCUGAUCUUGAAGCCGAAUAAACGCUGUGGGAUCAAUGCAAAUUUGCGCACUAAAGGAAAAUCAUAUUCGAGGAAUGAAGAGCUUUGCGUCAACGACUCAUACAUCGUUCUGCACAACUCCGAGUUAUUAGCCGGAACUUUGGACAAGAGUGUGAUCGGAGCAGGUUCCAAAAGCAAUAUUUUCUAUGUGCUUUUGAAAGACUUUGGAUGUCAAGUAGCUGCAGACGCAAUGUGGCGAAUGACUCGCAUUGCAUCGUUCUAUCUGAUGAACCGCGGGUUUUCUAUCGGCAUCGGGGACGUUACUCCUAGCGGUGGCUUGUUGAAAGCUAAAAUGCGGCUCCUUGACGAUGGGUACGCGAAGUGUGAGGAAUUCAUUUGUCAAUUAAAAGAAGGCAGAUUGCCGUGUCAGCCUGGAAUGACGGAAGAAGAAAGCCUGGAGGCUGCGAUGCUGAAAGAGUUGUCCACUAUUCGUGAUCAUGCGGGUAAGGUUUGUUUGCAGGAGCUACCGAAAAGCAAUGCUCCGCUCACUAUGGCUGUUUGCGGAUCGAAAGGUUCUUUCAUAAAUAUCUCGCAAAUGAUUGCAUGUGUCGGUCAGCAAGCCAUCAAUGGCAAGCGGGUUCCUGACGGAUUUGAAUUCCGCUCCUUGCCUCAGUUUAAGAGGAAUUCCAAAACUCCGGAUGCCAAGGGUUUCGUGAGCAACAGUUUCUUCUCUGGUUUGACUCCGACCGAGUUUUUUUUUCACACGAUGGGCGGACGAGAAGGUUUGGUCGACACAGCUGUGAAAACAGCAGAAACUGGUUACAUGCAGCGACGAUUGAUGAAGGCUUUGGAGGACAUCUGCUGUCACUAUGACGAUACAGUGAGAAACUCUUUUGGAGAAGUCGUGCAGUUCUGCUACGGUGGCGAUGGUCUGGAUCCUGCUUGCAUGGAAGGGAAGGAGAAGCCCGUUGAUUUUGAACGGCAAUGGCAUCACGUGCGAUGUUCCAAGCGUUGCGAGGAUCAAAGUCCUUUGGACGGCGCUUCCAUUCGAGAAGGAUUAAACUUUAUAUUGGACGACAGCGGGUUUAUUGGAUUAGACGAGAGCUUCAAGACCGAGUUGAGGGCGUUCGUUGAAUCAAAGGCAGAUGCCGUCGACCGACAGCGAGCUCCGUUUCGGGAACUGCCUGGGAAAGUUGCUGCAGAAGUUGCCCGAAUAACCCUCGACCAACUUCUGGAUUUUGCCGAAACUUGUCGUGACAAAUACCUUAGAGCCAAGGUUGAGCCGGGAACUGCAGUUGGUGCUUUGGCUGCGCAGAGCAUUGGGGAACCAGGAACGCAGAUGACGUUGAAAACGUUUCAUUUCGCUGGUGUGGCCGCCAUGAAUGUGACGCUUGGUGUACCGCGAAUAAAAGAGAUCAUCAACGCCAGCAAGAAUAUUUCCACUCCCAUUAUCAGUGCACCUUUGACUGUGGACGAUGAUCCUGAAUACGCGAGGUGCGUGAAGGGAAGGAUUGAGAAGACCUUGCUUGGAGAAAUUUCUGAUUACUUGGAGGAAAUUUACGAACCGGACGGCUGUUACGUGUCGAUCAAGCUGAACUUGGAUCGCAUCAGAUUGCUGAAACUGGAGGUGAACAUGGAUACAGUUUUCAGAAGCAUCCUUGAGUCAAAAUUGAAAGUAAAAGCGGAGCACCUAUUUGUGGCAUCAGACGCAAAGCUGAUUGUGUACCCGCCUGUUUCCGCAGCGAUGUCGCUGCAUCUCACCAUGAAAACUUUAAUGGAAGAAUUACCUCGAGUCGUCGGUUUACCUACAGUUAGCAGAGCGGUUAUUCACAGAAAUGAGGAUGGAAAGAAGGAAACAUACAAGCUAUUUGUCGAAGGCGACAAUUUGCGGGAAGUGAUGGCGACUUACGGCGUCAAAGGAACUGCGGCGACGUCGAAUAAUACAAUGCAGGUCGCACAAUGUUUAGGAAUUGAAGCAGCACGUCGGACCAUCGUUCAUGAAAUCCAAUAUACCAUGGAAAGUCACGGAAUGAGCAUUGAUAGUCGGCAUGUCCAACUGCUGGCUGACCUGAUGACGUGUCGUGGUGAGGUCUUGGGGAUCACUCGCCAGGGACUUUCGAGGAUGAAGGAGUCUGUUUUAAUGUUGGCUUCCUUUGAAAAGACGGCCGAGCAUUUGUUUGAUGCAGCAUAUUUUGGACAAAAAGAUUCCGUUCUUGGAGUUUCAGAAAGCAUCAUCAUGGGAAAUCCUAUGAGCGUGGGCACCGGCAUUUCACUGGAUUUUUCCUUAACACAGUAUUUCUAUCUUUGCACGAUGGAGAAGCCGCCGAUUUUGCAAAAGAAGAAAUUGCUGUUCGAAGACCCAAGAUUUCAUGAUGAGCGAUGA
This is a messenger RNA of Notodromas monacha, 3798 nucleotides long. NCBI's taxonomy places the organism in Eukaryota, Metazoa, Arthropoda, Ostracoda, Podocopida, Cyprididae. The record is from the annotation of a GenBank genome assembly.